AUGGUGGAGCUUCUGCAACCGGCUUUUGUUCUCCAGGAAGUACAAGCCCCGCCUUCUUCAAGGACACAGAAUCCAACCACAGAAUCUCGUCAGCACCAUGGAGGUGGCAGCAGCCUCUGUAACCCUAUCUCUAAGCCCACUACUUUUGAUGAUCUUUAUAGUAACCCAGCUGACCCUGCUCUUUGGUCUUUGUUAUCCCGAGUUGUUGCUCAGUAUGCUCAACAAAAUGCGAAGGGAGGUGCUGUUGCAGGAAAUGUGGCUCAUAUUCUGGACUCAAAUCAUGGAAAGAAGGCGUUACUAUACACUGCAAUAAAUCAGCUGGCUAUGGGAAGCAGUUCAGCAGAAGAUGGAAAAAAUAUUGCACAAAAGACUAUUCAGAAGGCAGCUCUCCUUUCUCCAGGUGACCCUGCUGUCUGGGCUGGGCUAAUGGCAGCCUGUCAUGCUGAUGAUAAACUGGCUCUAGUGAACAACUCUCAGCCUAAGAGAAUGGAUUUAUACUUAGCACUGUUAUCUGCUGUUUCUGCUUCAAUUAAAGACAAAGAAUUCCCUGAAAAUUAUAACCAAUCUCUUGAAAAGUGGUCUCUCUCACAAGCCGUCACUGGUCUGAUAGACACAGGAAGAAUAUCUGAAGCUGAAGCUGUUUGCACAAAGAAUUUAAAAAGUAACCCUGAUCAGCCAGCUGUUAUUUUACUUUUGAGACAAGUUCAAUGUAAACCACUCCUGGAGUCACAAAAGCCACUCCCAGAUGCUGUACUUGAAGAGCUGCAAAAAACAGUCAUGUCCAACUCAACCUCGGUUCCGGCUUGGCAGUGGCUGGCACAUGUGUAUCAGUCCCAAGGAAUGAUGGGUGCUGCAGAGAUGUGUUACAGAAAGAGUCUACAGGUGGCAUCCCAACAGGGCAGUUGGAGUGGAAAGCUCUCAAGUCUGUUGAGACUGGCACUGCUUGCAUUGCAAGUCUGCAUGGCUAAUAUUUCCAAUGAUCACUGGUCAUCCUUGGUUCAAGAGGCUACAACUGAGGCCUUGAAACUUUGCUUUUGUCCACUGGCUGUUCUUUUACAAGCUUUGUUACAAUUCAACCGCAAAAUGGGGGCAAGAGAGACACGGCGUCUUUUGGAGAGAGUGGUAUAUCAGCCUGGGUAUCCCAAAUCUAUUGUGUCAACCGCACGUUGGUACCUGCUGAGACACUUAUAUGCUAAAAAUGACUAUGAGCUCAUUGACGUGCUAGUAAACAAUGCCGAAACUCAUGGUGAUACAAGAGCAUUGGAACUGAAUCAGAAAUUGUCCUCACAAUAACACUGGAUUACUUAAUAGUAAGGAAGCAAAGAAAAAACUGUAAGAAUGAAGCAAUGAAUGAAGACUUUUUCCCCAAAGGAACAUUUUAAAAAACUAUAGAUAAAUCAUCCGUUCCUUUUCUUUUUUAAAUCUAAAGAAGUUGAAGUUCUUAAGUUAGGGAUUUAAUCUGAUUUUAAUCUGAAAAAAAUCUUGGAUUUGAGAAAUUCAUAAUGAAAGGAAAACCGUGAUUCUCUUAGUUGCUCAACAGUUAUUGUGAACCAUUAUUUUCUGCAUCUAGCAUGGUGCAUAGGAAUUUUUUUUGUAAGUAAUCCCUUACAAUAAAGCCCUAAUAGCCAUUUUCUAAAUAAUGUGCAAAAGAAGAUUAGCAUAACACAGAAUUUUCAUUUAUUAAAAACAAAUUCAAAGAUUUAAUUCCACCUAUGAAUUCUGCAGUUCAGUAGACCAACUCAUCAUAAAAUCUAAAUAACCUUACAACUUAUUUUGCUAAUGGUUCAUCUCAGAUUCUUUUGAAGAAUUAAUGUUGUGAAUUAUAUAAACAUAUCCUUUAUGUCUAAGACUCACCAAUAAAUGUUGAUAAAUAAGUGUGGUGAGACUGCUAAUGGAUAUGUUUAUAUAAUUCACAACGCUCAGGUGUGUGGCUGCAUUUAAAAACACGGAAAAUUUUGGAAAAUAAUGUCUGUAUAAUUGAUCAUGUAAUUCCUUCAAUUAUGAUGAAAAGACUUGAACUUUCUGAAAUAAAAAAGUGUUCUUAUUUUCUUUAUGGUAUCAAUAUCAUAAUUGAUAACAUAAUAUAAUUGAUGACAUAAUUUCUGAAUAUCAAAUUUUAAAACUUGAAAGUAGAAUUAUCUAUUUUUUUUCCAAAAGCCCUUUACAUAUUUGAAGAAACUGUGUUGCUUACUUUGGAUUUGAUGUUUUAAAAAUAUUUCCAGACAUUUACAUAUAUUGUUUAUUGUACAGAGGUGUGUGGUUAUGUAAUUUAUGUAUGUGUUUUUUCUAAGCUAGCAGCUUCACAGUGUUACUUUGUGAGAUAAUAUAAAUUGAUAGUAUUCUGUAAUUAAAUUGUAGUUCAGAGGUUAAUCUAUUAGUCUGAACUGUAAUCUGGUGUUUCCCAGACUUGGCUGAACAUUGUUAUCAUUCAGACCUAUGCAAUCAGAAUAUUUAAGGAUGGAGGCCUCUGCAUUUUAAAGGCAUGCCUAAGAAAUUAUAAUGUUCAUUCAUA
This is a messenger RNA of Galeopterus variegatus (Sunda flying lemur), 2512 nucleotides long. Its product is annotated as tetratricopeptide repeat protein 37-like. Bases 1 to 1293 code for a protein of 430 amino acids. NCBI's taxonomy places the organism in Eukaryota, Metazoa, Chordata, Mammalia, Dermoptera, Cynocephalidae. Gene Ontology annotation, cellular component: Ski complex. Gene Ontology annotation, molecular function: protein binding. The record is from RefSeq and is a predicted model, not a curated record. The transcript has 11 exons.